This is a messenger RNA of Sarcophilus harrisii (Tasmanian devil), 1300 nucleotides long. Its product is annotated as pulmonary surfactant-associated protein A-like. The record is from RefSeq and is a predicted model, not a curated record. Gene Ontology annotation, cellular component: multivesicular body; rough endoplasmic reticulum. Lineage: Eukaryota; Metazoa; Chordata; Mammalia; Dasyuromorphia; Dasyuridae. Bases 175 to 912 code for a protein of 245 amino acids. The transcript is spliced from 5 exons.
UUGAUUGUUUUUUUUUUCCUACCCCUCUACCUAACAAUUUCUGGAAUCCCUCGUGACCACAUUUCUCCUUCAGGGAUAGGAUAUAAAUAUAUAUUGCAUUACAAACAGUAUAAAUGGGACCAUCAGCUUCCUCUUUCUGACACUAUCCACAAGAAGAGAGGUGAACCUGGAACAAUGUUCUCACUGGUCAGAGUCCUGAUACUUCUGGUACUUUCCCUGGUCACAGUCAGCAUGGAAUUGUGUUCUAUUAGUGCUGGUAUCCCAGGAACUCCUGGGGCUCCAGGUCUACCUGGCAGAGAUGGCCGGGAUGGUGUCAAAGGAGAUCCUGGUCCUCCAGGUCCCAUGGGACCCCCUGGAGGCAUGCCAGGGCUCCCUGGAAGGGAUGGGCUGACUGGGGCACCUGGGAGUGUGGGAGAACGAGGUGAAAAGGGUGAGCCAGGUGCAAUGGGACCUCCAGGGCUGCCAGCUUAUUUAGAUGAAGAUUUACAGUUUGUACUGAAAGACUUCAGACAGCGCAUCCUGCAGUCAGUCGGAGUUCUCAGCCUGCAAGGCACCAUGUUGCAGGUGGGUGAGAAAGUCUUUUCUACAAAUGGUCAGUCAAUGAAUUUCGAGGGUAUCAACAAGACCUGUGCCAUGGCAGGUGGAGCUAUUGCCACCCCAAGAAACGUGGAGGAGAACUCAGCUAUCAUGGGCCUCGUGCAGAAGUACAACACGUACGCCUACCUGGGCCUGGUGGAAGGGAAGACACCAGGGAAAUUCUUCUAUCUCAACGGAAGCCCAGUGAACUACACCAACUGGUACCCGGGGGAACCUGCAGGUAAAGGGAGGGAGCCUUGUGUGGAGGUGUAUAAAGACGGCACCUGGAAUGACAAGAGCUGUCUGCAGUACCGGCUUGUCAUCUGUGAGUUCUAAGGCUCUCCUCAGCAACUGGUACCCCAGGCCAGAGGGUGAAGGAGCGCGGCUCAUUGGUCAUGAUCUCUCCUCCGGCCCUUUGGGCCCCUUGUCUGCCUCUUCCAAGAAUCUCUUUUUUUUGUUUCAUUCCUUGCUUUGGACUAAUUACUUCUCCCCAGAUUGUUGGCUGCCAAGUUGUCUCUCCCAAACAUAGACAGUAUAGUGUCUCAAAAAGAACGAUGGAUGACCUGCAAUCAGAAGAUCAAGCCAGGCUCUGUUCUGGUUUACUUUGACUUCUAGUAAAUCAUUGAAUCCUAGUCUUGAUGCCUUAGUUUUAUAAAUUGUAUGAGAGAGAGGGAGAGACAGAGACAGAGAGAGGGAAAGCAAGACAGACAAAGAGACAGAGAGA